This is a messenger RNA of Limulus polyphemus (Atlantic horseshoe crab), 4889 nucleotides long. Its product is annotated as polypeptide N-acetylgalactosaminyltransferase 1-like. The coding region runs from base 264 to 2333 and encodes 689 amino acids. Gene Ontology annotation, cellular component: Golgi apparatus. Lineage: Eukaryota; Metazoa; Arthropoda; Merostomata; Xiphosura; Limulidae. The record is from RefSeq and is a predicted model, not a curated record. The transcript is spliced from 10 exons.
UGUGAUGGGCAUUCGUAGAAAAGUCGGCUUUGUAUCUUAGUUGAAUACUUGUAUGGAAAUUGAAGAUUUUCUAUGGCGUAAAUCAUGUAAAUUGUCAACAAACUACAAACUUAGUGAAAUUUGAAAAUGUCUCACCAAUGAGGCGAAGACAAAUGUGUACGUACCUUAGGCUUUGCUAUUUAAUUAAACGUAUUUUUAUUUAAAGUUUUUAAACAAGUGUUUACCUUCUCUUUAUUUAUAAGGAUUUACUUGAGUAGUUGGAAAUGAUUAUUACUCGAUUGUUUACGAAUAUCAGGCGCCGCCGCUCAACUCUAUUUAAUUUGAUUUUUAUAGCAUUUAUUACACUUGGUGUUGUACUUUGGUAUAAGCACAUGUAUAAACUGAGGUCUACCCCAGGCUCGGAGUCAAAUUCAAAACAAGAUGCGAAUGCCUUCUUAACUAAGCAGGAAAUACCGUUAGAUUUUAUUACUAUUGAAAAGAAUGAGCAAAGUCAAAAAGUUGUAAGAAUAAACCCUUUUCAGCCAGAGAGUUUGCAGAAUCCACAAUCAGCUGUUAAUAUUAACGGCCUUAAUAUGCAGAUACAGGAACCUAUUCUAAAGGAGAAAAAUUAUAAUGAUUAUAGUGCUAAUCUCAAAGGAGUAUUACCUCCUCCAUUACCUGCAGAACUUAUGAGGCAGAGUGACAAAAAUGGUAAAAAGAAUGAUAUUGAAAGAAUAGAUGAAGAGAGGGUUUCUAUGAAUGUUAAGCCAAAAGUAAAAGUUGAAAAAGUGUAUGAUGAUGGAAUUAUGAAAGUGAUACCUGGACUUGGAGAACAAGGAAGACCAGUAUUUCUAAAUGAGAGUGAACAAACUUUAGCUGAUGACCUCUUUCGUUCAGCAGCUUUUAAUAUUUACUUGAGUGAUAGAAUUUCCCUUAAUCGAAGCCUACCUGAUGCUAGACAUCCAAUGUGUAAGAAUAUUCAAUAUGAUGAAGACCUUCCAACAGCAAGUGUUGUGAUUAUAUUUACUAAUGAAGCUUGGUCACCACUCCUAAGGACAAUUUAUAGUGUUUUAAACAGAAGUCCAGUACACCUUCUUCAUGAAAUAAUUUUAGUGGACGAUUUCAGUGAUCAAGAUCAUUUGAAAUGGAAGCUGGAUGACUACAUAAAAAGAAACUUUCCAGCAAAAAAGAUAAAACUGCUGCGCUUGAAUAAACGAGCUGGCUUAAUCCGAGCUCGAUUGGCUGGAGCCAAAAUUGCUACUGGUGAUGUCUUGGUAUUCUUGGAUUCACAUUGUGAAACAACUGUUAUGUGGCUUGAACCAUUGCUUCAGAGGAUAAAAGAAAACAGAAAAGUGGUACUUUGUCCCAUAAUUGAUGUGAUUGAUGACAAAACUUUAGAAUAUUCUAGCAUUAGUGGAGACUAUUUCCAGAUUGGUGGCUUCACAUGGAGUGGUCAUUUUACCUGGAUAGAAAUCCCUGAGUGGGAAAAAGAACGUAAGAAAAAUGCUGUGGCUGCUACAAGAAGUCCAACAAUGGCAGGUGGCCUCUUUGCUAUUGAACGUGACUAUUUUUGGGAAAUUGGAAGCUAUGAUGAAGAAAUGGAUAUCUGGGGUGGGGAAAAUUUAGAAAUGUCAUUCAGAGCAUGGAUGUGUGGUGGCUCUUUAGAAAUUAUUCCUUGUUCUCAUGUGGGUCAUAUUUUCCGAAGCUUUCAUCCCUACUCCUUCCCUGGGAAUAAAGACACCCAUGGAAUCAACACUGUGAGAACAGUAGAAGUGUGGAUGGAUAAAUACAAGAAAUAUUUUUACAUGUAUAGGGAAGAUCUAAAGAGCAUUAACUUUGGUGACAUAACAAAGCGACUUGAGCUACGAGACAAAUUGAAAUGCAAAGAUUUUGGGUGGUACUUGAAGAAUGUUUAUCCACAAAAAUUUAUAGUGGAUGAAAAUGUUUUUGCUUUUGGAAGAGUACGUAACCCUACCACUAAUCUCUGUUUGGAUAAAUUGAACCGAAACGAAGACAAAUCAGAAGCUUUAGGACUCUUCUACUGUAACACCCAGAUAGCAUUUGUGAUGAAUCAGCUGUUUUCACUCUCUGCGAACAAUGAACUUAGAGAUGAGAAAAACUGUGCAGAUGUGACAUCUUUUACAUCUCAAAAACAGAAAGUCAUGAUGGUGAAGUGUCAUGGUAGAGGUGAAGGUCAGGAAUGGCAUCAUACAAAAGAUGGGGCAAUUAUUCAUAAAGAAACAGGUAAGUGCUUGGAUGUUACUGGUAGUAAGGCAGAUAUGGAUGUUUACUUGACAGAAUGUAAGGAGACAGACAUGCAGAUGUGGCAGUUUCAGAACUAUGUGAAUAUGUAACAACAUGUACAGGCUAAAUGCCAGUUUUGGUGAACAUAAUUCAUGUUUCAGUGAUAAUAAAGCUUUAAUGUUUUUUUUAAAGGUAUAAGUAAAGUUUUUUUAGCAUUUUUUAUGGUGUAUAGCACAAGGUUGUGAAAUUUGCCUCCAUCCAGUACUACACUUCUUGUAUGUAAAUAAUGGUGAUUUCUAUAGUUUUGGCAUAUGUAAUGUGGGAUGACAAGUGUCUCACACCUUUCAUUCACACCACAUAAAGUGUUUUAUUUGUAGUUUUAUUAAUAGUAUUUCACUUUUUCUUUUUGUUUUGCCUAUAACAAGGGGAGCACAACAAAUGAAAUAUUCAUCUAUUUUUAUUACAUUUUGUUCACUUAUGUUUCCGUUCCUUGAACACAUAAAAAAAAGAUAAAAACCACUGAAAAAUUGGAUAUUGUUGUUACUACCUACGUCAUCUUAAACUGAUGUCAGGUUAGAAAUUUUUACUGCAAGGAACGUCCUCAAUUCUCUUGGUAUAUUACCUAUUCAAGUUUUCCUUUGAUUAUAUCAGCAACAAAUUAUUAGCACUCAUUACUCAGUAUUAAGAAGGUUCAUAUUCUUUUUCCCCAUAAUGAGAAAAAAAAACAUGUUUUUCAUAAGCAGAUUUUUAUUUAUACUUUUACCAAAAACUUCAGUUAUCACUUGGCAAAAGUCUAGUAGAUCCAAGAGUGUACUGUGCAUGUUGCUUUUCCGUAUAAAAUAUAUUUAAUUAAAGUUGCGUGGGGAACAAAUUAGUUUCCUGUAAAAAUUCCACAUUAGUUUGUUUUAAAAACUAAAAUUCCCCAUUAAAACCGUUGAAAAACUUGCACAUGACUAAGAAGUGUUAGAAUAAAGAAUACAUUAAAAUUUUACAUUCUCUAAAAUAUAUAAUCCAUUUAUAUUUAUUUAACUAUAACUUCAAGUACAAUACAGAUCCAUUUGUUUAGAUAGGUGUGAGUCAAUCCAUCAUAAGGUUAUCAACCAGGCUUUCUUCCUGCUUUGUCUUGUGAUCUCAUAGUUCACAACUCCACCAAUCAGCAACCUUUACCUGUACAUAAGUAAAGAGUAGAAUCUGUUUUAACACACUUCAUUGAUGAUCAUACUUUUAACAUUCCUAAGCUUUUGCUCUGUAUUGUAUUCUUAUAAAAUUGUUCCUGUGCACCAUUCAUAUUUAAAUGGUGUAGCUCUUCUGAGGAGUUCAUACAUCAGUCUUUGGAAUAUACCUUGACUACAACACACCGUCUUUGUGCCCAACAGGUGUGGCUGCUCAUUAGGCAUAGUAACCCCAUAUUCACCUAUAAAUGUCACCUGUUGCAUGUCAGUAGACCUCUAGAUUGAUCAUAUAAUACACGUGGUUGAUGCCCUCUGAUGGUCAGUGCUUCCUCUCCCUAAUCGAGAUGACUACUGUCUUCUCUUUUCUUCAGACUCUUCUUUCACUCAUCAGAUUGGACAUUUUAGUUGCAUGAUUUUAAAAUUUUCAGUACUGUAUUUAAAAUCUACAUUUUUAGCACUAAGAUGUAACUCAUAUUAGUACUUAACUCUACUGAUUCCCACCUUUCCUCCUGUCAUUUGGUGUGCUUAAAAAUAAUGACUUACAUAUACAGUAGCUUUUUCUCUAAUAUGUAUCAGCUGAAGAGAGUCUUUAAUAAAUUAUACAAUAUUUUAUGAAUGAGUAUCAUCACAAGAUGAUUCGAGAAGAAAGGCUAAGAAGAACUGGGUGAUUAGUUACAUUUAUAAGAGAUCCAGAUGGGCUGCUUAUUUUAGUAGUUAAGUAUCUCUUGCUUUUUGAGAUGCAUAUAAUGUUUGGUCUUUUAACUACUAAUAAGUGUUUGAAGCACUUGCUUAUUGCAAAAACUUCCAAUAUCCAUGACACUGUUAUUAUGAUGCACAGGAAUAUAUGUGUAGUUAUUCUUAGGUUCCUUAUUCCUUUUGACAUGAGAACCGUUUAAGCUGUAUGUACAUGCAAAUGAUACAAGUAGUGAAUAAAAAAAAAUAAUAAAAAUGUGUUUUAGUUAUAGCCUGUUAUUUUUCUAAUAUAAUGUUUAAUAUGGUGUGGUACAUGAUCAAUUGCACUAUUUUUUUUUAUUGAUCUGAUGAAUUUACUGAAUUCAGUGAAUAAUACAGGAUAAUGAUGAGAGGAAGAUCUUAAGUGUGAAAACUAUAUUAUGAGUCAUACCUAAAGCUGGAGUGUUGUGGAGUUUUGUAUUCCUGAUCAUCAAAAAAUUACCUUUUUGGAAAGCAAGUUGUAAAGGUUUUGCAAGUUUAUAUUUUUGUAUACCUUUUGUUUUAAUAUUUUAUUUUUUGUUAGUUUUAUACACAUAAUGUGUACAGUUUAAAUAUGCAGGCAGCUUAUGUACCUAUCAGCACAGUUAUAUAUGUAUGUUGUUCAAGGUUAAAGAACCUUAUAAAUCUUUGUAAAUUAGGAUAUAUUUAUUAUUGCAUUUUCAAAAUGAUGUAAAUUUUUCUUUCUUCUAAUCUUGGUCUGUAAAAACUUUUUCUUACUAGGCCUUAAAUGUGCCUUAAAUAAAACUACAAGUUAACCCCAUA